Molecule: messenger RNA, 2001 nt
Organism: Anguilla rostrata (American eel)
Lineage: Eukaryota; Metazoa; Chordata; Actinopteri; Anguilliformes; Anguillidae
Product: cyclic nucleotide-gated cation channel beta-1-like
Exons: 13
Coding region: 18-1391 (457 amino acids)
Source: RefSeq, a predicted model, not a curated record
CAAAGAGAGUUUUCUAUAUGUGGUUGCAUUUGUCUCCAGAUGCAGACGUCCCACCGGUGAUGGAGGUACAGUCUGGGGACGAGGUCCCUGAAGUGCCUGAAUCGCCUCCGUCCAUCUCUCCUGGCAUGGUUGAUUGGAUAAAGCAUGGCUUUGAGAAGAUAAUUCCUCAGCCUGAACUUCCAGGCCCUGCCCACUGCCCACCAGUGAAAGUUACCGCACAGCCACCGGAGGCACAGAAGGCAUCAGAUGAAGAGACUAAUAUGGUUGGCUGGUUUGUGAAGGGACUGGGCCGCAUGGUACCACAGCCGGUGCUCAGACCGAGAGACGACACCUCAGAAAUAACAGUUGUGCAAAACAUCUGCAUCUGCCAGCAGCCUGACCACUUGGUGGUGGAGGAGGUAGAGGAGGAGGUGGAGGAGGGCGGGGAGACAGAACAGCAGGAGAAGCCCCAGGACCUGCAGGAGGAGUCGCGCGAGCCGACCCAGGUGCUGUCCACACAGCAGGAGGAAAUGGAGACGCACACGGAGGCGACCACGGUAACGCUGGAGAACAGUCAGGAGCAACUAGAGGCUGGAAGUGGGGAGGUUAAGCUAGACAGUCAAGCUGAGGAGAAUGCUCAACCUGAGGAAGACCAGGCUGUGAAGCUGGUCGAGGAGAGCGGUCAACCUGAAGAAGACCAGGCUGCGAUGCUGGUCGAGGAGAGCGGUCAACCUGAGGAAGACCAGGCUGCGAUGCUGGUCGAGGAGAGCGGUCAACCUGAGGAAGAGCAGCCCGCACAGGUGGCCGAGGAGGCCACUCAAGCAAGUAGCGCAGAGCAAUCGGCCAAUAUCCAGGAGGAAGAGAUGAAAGAGGUUUCUCAGUGUCUGGAGGAUAUGGACCCUGCAGAAGGCACCCCUCCGCUGCUGGUCUCCACGGAGACUGAACCCACAGUGCCAGAGUCAAAGGAGGCGGAGCCAGAGAACUCUGUGAAAAGAGACUCGCUGGUUCUGGUGUCCACGUCAGGGGAUAAACCUGAGCCCAGCGUAGUGACCAAGCAGCCUGAGCCUACGAAGGAGGUGCAUCCUCCCUCACCCAUUGCCCAGGACGAUGAAACUGCCGAUGAGGGGUGUGGAGUGCCCACCAGCUGCAUUGCUGUGAGGAACUGGCUGAUGCAAAUGCCCCACACGUCAGAGUGCCUGGCCAACUUCAACCGGCUUUUGCAAGACAACACCAUCACAGUCCCCAAGAUGCCCUGCAAGCCUUCGCUGGGCCUCACGUGCGGGAAUCUGCCCCAUCUGCCCCAUCUGCCCCAUCUACCCCCUCAGCUCUCCCAACUGCCCCAGCGGGUUCAGCAGUACUACUUCAACAUCCUCAACAAACUCAACAGCCUCAACCCUCAGCAGGAAACCUAAGACCAGCUCCUCAUUACACCCAGGCCCCUCCCCCUCCUGUGUCAGAGGCUCAUCUUUGCCCGCCUCCCAUUGGCCCCCUGAUCUCCACUUGCUUCCCAUUCGCCCCUGAACCUUGCCUGCCUCCCAUUGGUUCCCUGAUUCUCACCUGCCUCACAUUAGCCCCCUGAUUCACCCCUACCUUCCGCACUUCACCUCUGAUUGCCGUCCAGGUGGACUGGCUGCCCACUCCUGUGCCUUCCUGUACUGCACUGUACUGCUGCUAUCUCAGCCAUGGAUGGACACACGUGUCCUUUUUUCUCGGAUACGUUUUAAGAAUUUCAUGGCAAAGAGAGCAUUCACAUCAACCAACUGGGAGUUGAAGCAAAAGAGACUGUGUUUCCUUACCCAAGAACACUAGCGGUUGGCUGGCUUGCUAGUGAACAAAGGUGGACUCUGCAAAUGUUUUGUGUCACCCAGCUGCCAUAGGAACAUUAAAUAUUCAAGGUCCCUGCACUAUUCUCCAGAUAACGUCCUUACCGUCCCUUAUGUCCCCAUGGAAACUAAAAGAACACUGGUAACGACAAACGAUGAAGAGGCAAAGCAGACGGGCAUUGACACUGAAUUACCUGAG